AGUAAUGACGUGCUGGCGCGGGCGCAAUGCAUUGUGGGUGCCGGUGGAAACAGAAACCAAAUAGCUGCCCAGUUACGGUUUCAUUUAUUUUGAACUGGACGCUGAAAGCUCAGCCCUUGGAUCUUUGACACAGCCAUGUCUUCAACCUCCCAAAAGCAUAAGGAGUUCGUGGCUGAGCCCAUGGGUGAGAAACCUGUGAUGGCUCUAGCCGGCAUCGGAGAAGUCCUUGGAGGGAAGCUGGAGGAAAAGGGUUUUGAUAAGGCCUAUGUUGUCCUUGGGCAGUUCCUGGUUCUGAAGAAAGAUGAGGAGCUUUUCCGGGACUGGCUCAAAGAUACAUGUGGAGCAAACGCCAAGCAGCAGCGCGACUGCUAUGGCUGUCUUAAGGAAUGGUGCGACGCCUUCCUAUAAGCCCCGGUUGCCAAUCAUGUUGUUUUUCUAACUUGUGAAGUCUGAAAUGUACAUUACCUCUUCAGCAGUCAGUUCAGUCACAAGUAUUCAGUAGUUUUCACAAAAUAAGUAAAGUGACGUGUGCUCUUUUACAUGCCAUUCAUUCAGAUUAGAGCUCCUUCUUUCAUUACUUUUCUCACCAAGCUUGUAAGCUAUACAAUAAUGGCAGCUUGCAAUGUUUACUCACUGGUAAUUUCCUUAUUAUGCAAAAACUAAUGGAUAAAUUUCAGCUGGAAAGAAUAGAACACCGACUUCUCCUUUUGCUUGUGGGCUACUGAUAAGUCAGGUUGCAUUUGUGCUUGUUAUGGUCUAGGUAGGGCCUUUUAAAUGUCACAACUGUGUUUUAUAAUUAUCUGAAUAAAAGAUCUGUUUAUGAAUGUCGACCUUUAGCCUGAUCACUUGGCUCGGAUGUCCCCAAAUGUAAAUUCAACUGAUAAUCUGCUGUUGUAUUCUCACAUCUAAAAGCAAAAAUAAAAAAUACUUUGCUUUACUAGUUCAGUAAAGGUUUAGGGUUCAGACAACUAUCUCUAUUCACCUCCAGUUCUCAGCGUACUCGCUCCAUUUUCUUACCAACGUUGUGCUGUAAUCCACCACAGACUGCGUCGCGUUUGAAGGGUUUCGCAGAGCUUGUAGCAUUUUGCUGAGAAUAAAAGCGAUUCUUCUUAUUGUAGUGAUAUUGAAAAUACGUGUAGAAGCUGCUGUUCCUGGAACAACAUCACAAUUAGACCACAGCAGAUCUGAUUUAAGGUCUCUCUCUCUGGAGCUGAACAUGGGAAUGUACAUGAGAUACUGUUGAGAUGUAAGCUACAUUACCAGACGUCUAAAUAAAGUGUGUUGCUGUGCUUUUAAGUGGUUAUUCACAUCCACUUUUACGUUUCACCUGUAUAUGAAGUCAUCAGAUGCCUUAAAGCAUGCUGUUGUAUUUAAAUCUGAUAACACUCUCUAAUCUGUAUCAGGAACAGCUUUGACCCGAGUCACUGCAGUUCCUUCGUUUAUAUAUAAAAAAAAAAAACACUGGCCCACGUGUUUUCAUCCGAACUGUGAAAACUUCAGCUUUUCUAUUGUGUUUAUUAUAAAACAAUAAACUGCAUGUGUCACAUUCAA
Poecilia latipinna (sailfin molly) is the source of this 1551-nucleotide messenger RNA. RefSeq names its product barrier to autointegration nuclear assembly factor 1 (gene banf1). Gene Ontology annotation, biological process: chromosome organization. The coding region runs from base 136 to 408 and encodes 90 amino acids. Gene Ontology annotation, cellular component: condensed chromosome; nucleus. Gene Ontology annotation, molecular function: DNA binding. Lineage: Eukaryota; Metazoa; Chordata; Actinopteri; Cyprinodontiformes; Poeciliidae. The transcript is spliced from 3 exons. The record is from RefSeq and is a predicted model, not a curated record.